AUGACCGUAAUUCAAGAGCCGACGAAUACGGAGGACCUCAAGGUCCUGAUCGAGAAUCUGCUGGAGAGGCUGCCGGAAGCUCAACGCUCUCCCUUCCUACAUAGUCAGCUUUCGCGGUUCGGAAUUAGAGAUACGAGUUCUGAACCGACAGAACUGGCUGCCAGUGCUUCUCGGACUAAGCGCGGAAAAAAGCCUGCUCACAACUCUCAAAGAGCCGCUGUUGGUGACUCUCCGUCGCCGCGAUCCACCUCGGGCACAGAACCUGCGCGAGACAAGGAAGGCCAUCAAUGCGGCUUUUGCAAAGAGAUGAAUCAUGUAGUUGUCUGCGCCAGGAAGAACGAUUUGAAGCGACACAUGGGAGAUUUUCAUCACGUCGUUACAGAGUUUCGCUGCCCUGUACAAGGUUGCAAAUUCCAGACCGAAUCGAAGAAGCAAUUCUCUCAGCACAUCAAAACCGACGGGCGACACAAGCAAAUCGUCUCAAACAAUGAGAUACACAAUCACGAAGUCACUAUCUGCGAGCCAAUCAUCUUUGCUUGCGGAUUUGCCAACUGUUCGGUGUUGUUGGAAGCUCCGCCCGCCGGCGACAACGGCAAAACAUUCCGAGAUUACAUUGAACAUGUCAUUAAGCACUAUGACGAAGACCAAUGUGCUGAAUGGUCCUACGAGACGAGAAUACAAAGUCUCCUGCGUCAGAGCCGCAUGCAAGGUGUAGCGCAGCAUGUCGACAUGAGGGCUCUGGUGUGGGAUUGGAAACACUCUACAGAGCUGCGAAGGGAGUUGAUAACUGGCAACAUUAUGAGCAAAGAGGAGACUUUGCAGCGCGCAUUUUCCCUUGGGUCAGGAAACUAUCACAUGAAUAACAGUCAACUGCAACCAAUGCUGACGAUGCGUGGACGCGCAGCGGCACGAGGGCAAGACAUCGGCAGGAGACGGCAGCGGCUACGAAAGAAUCAAGCCAACGCAAGUAUAUCUUCACAAUAUGAUUUCGACCCAUCCUAUCAGACUCAUGUUCAGUUGCCGGAGUCUCUCGUCAGCUCAGAAUUGGUCAUGAGAAGAAGUGCGGAUCCUUCGCUGUCGCCGGCCACCUACUCAGGCAGCGUCCACAACACCCCGCCGACACCAUUGGGUGACGCAAUGUCGCAGGUAUAUGCCAGAGGCUCACAGGAGGUGUUUAUGGGAGCCGAAGCUAUUCACGUUGACCCACGAAUGCACCCUGGCAUGCCGCCGCAACAAGGAUACGCCGUGCAGCGUGAGUUACCGUCCGGGUUUCUCAUGAGCAACGGAUUUACCAUGGACAGCGAACAACAUUUUCUACAGCAAGGCUUGAACCAUCAAAAGUUCUGA
This is a messenger RNA of Cordyceps militaris CM01, 1347 nucleotides long. RefSeq lists its product as uncharacterized. Bases 1 to 1347 code for a protein of 448 amino acids. The record is from RefSeq and is a predicted model, not a curated record. The transcript has 2 exons. NCBI's taxonomy places the organism in Eukaryota, Fungi, Ascomycota, Sordariomycetes, Hypocreales, Cordycipitaceae.